Molecule: messenger RNA, 1346 nt
Organism: Hemibagrus wyckioides
Lineage: Eukaryota; Metazoa; Chordata; Actinopteri; Siluriformes; Bagridae
Product: cyclin-dependent kinase-like 1
Exons: 10
Coding region: 262-1311 (349 amino acids)
Biological process (GO): protein phosphorylation
Cellular component (GO): nucleus
Molecular function (GO): cyclin-dependent protein serine/threonine kinase activity; ATP binding
Source: RefSeq, a predicted model, not a curated record
GGCGUCCAGUAGCGCCGCAGAAAAAAAGGUUGACUUGCACAGGUUAGCAUACACGGGUUUAUAAUAAUCCGAAUAAUAUUCCGGAUUAAUAAAUAGCUUUUCGAUAACUUGUAGAAGCCCAAAGGAAAACACAGAUGGAAUACGCGCAAGGAUUCAGCAAAGCGGUGAUUUGAAACAAACUUCGGAAAAUAAUCAGACCUGCGAGCUCUUCAUGCAUGAUCCGAUUCAAGUGUUCAUGAACUCAAGCUUACUGGCUCUACCAUGGAGAAGUAUGAGAAGUUGGCUAAGAUCGGCGAGGGCUCCUAUGGCGUGGUGUUUAAAUGCCGCAACAAGGAAACAGGUCAAAUAGUGGCCAUCAAGAAGUUCGUGGAAUCCGAGGACGAUCCGGUAAUCAAGAAGAUAGCACUUAGGGAAAUCCGAAUGCUGAAGCAGUUAAAGCAUGUAAACCUGGUCAACCUUCUGGAGGUGUUCAGGAGGAAGAGAAGACUUCACUUGGUUUUUGAGUUUUGCGAACAAACCGUCCUCAAUGAACUCGACAAGCAUCCCAGAGGGGUUCCCGAGAUCCAGCUGAAGAGCAUCAUCUGGCAAACUCUUCAGGCUGUCAACUUCUGCCACAAACACAAUUGUAUCCAUCGAGACGUGAAACCAGAAAACAUCCUACUAACCAAGACGGGAGUCAUCAAGCUGUGCGACUUUGGGUUUGCCCGUAUCCUGACUGGCCCAGGUGAUGACUACACUGACUAUGUGGCCACACGCUGGUACCGAGCUCCAGAGCUUCUGGUAGGAGACACACAGUACGGCCCGCCGGUGGACGUUUGGGCUCUGGGCUGUGUCUUUGCUGAACUCCUUCUCGGGAGUCCACUGUGGCCUGGACGCUCAGAUGUAGAUCAGCUCUACCUCAUCCGCAAGACACUGGGUGAUCUGAUCCCUCGACAUCAGCAAGUGUUCCGCUCCAAUGCUUUCUUCAGUGGAGUCAGCAUCCCUGAACCAGAUACUAUGGAGCCACUUGAGAAGAAGUUUCACGGUGCCUCACCUCUUGCCCUUAAUGUGAUGAAGUCAUGUCUCGUGAUGGACCCUGCUGAAAGACUGACAUGUGAGGAGUUAUUAGAGCUGCCAUACUUCCAGGACGAGGGUGGACUCGGAUGGGGACGAGAAAGCGAUCGACCCAUGAGGCGCCAUGAGAAAGGUGCCAGACGCAGAGUGCCAGGGGCGCAGUAUUUGCCUCAACUUACCAGUAGCACCAUCUCCCCGGCACCUGAACUGAAGAACAAACACAAGCCCAAGUACGACCACCAUCUACCCAACAUUUAAUCCUGAAAGAGAAAUAAAAAUGAGGGCACAUGAUA